UUCUCUUUCUCUCUCUCUCCCCCCAUCCUCACCCAGGGCACCUGAGCAAUUUGGGCAAAGGGUGGCGAGAGAAAGCAGGUGAGGCAAUGGGGAGCCCUGAAGAUGACCUGAUUGGCAUACCUUUCCCAGAACACAGCAGUGAAUUACUGGGCCGCCUGAAUGAGCAGCGUCGGCGAGGGAUGCUCUGCGACGUCACCUUACGCGCCCAGGGCUCCGAGUAUAAGAGUCACCGGGCGGUAUUGGCGGCCUGCAGCCUCUACUUCCAAAGGCUCUUCGCCGGCCCCAGCAUGGCCGUGUGCGAGCUGGAUUUCGUGGAGGCGGAAGCCUUGGGAGCCCUGCUGGACUUCGCCUACACCGCCACCCUGACCAUCAGCACGGGAAGCCUCGGCGAGGUGCUGCGCGCCGCGCGGAUCCUGGAGAUACCCUGCGUCAUCGCGGCGUGCAUGGAGAUCCUGCAAGGGAAUGGUUUGGAGGCCCCCGUGCCGGAUGUCGCCGCUCGGGAACGCGCCCGGCGUUACCUGGAAGCUUUCGGCACGCUGCCCAACAUGGAAGGCGACUUGCCUGAGCCUCCCGCACGCCCAGCUGCCCGCCGGAGUAAGAAAACACGCAAGUUCUUGCAAGCCAGAGGUUCGCAGCUAAACAACCACAUCACGGAGAUUUCUCCUUCGUUGUCUCCAUCCUCAACAGGGACUCAGGAGCGCCCCAGUCCACCCAACCAGGCGUCACCUGUCCCCGUGUUGGGCCACCCUCGUGAGGAGGACGAGGAGGUGAUGGCCCCCUCUCGUACCUUCCCCUUCCCGUACAAUCUCUCCCCAGAAGAUCUGGGUUCAGAGGACGAGCCCACGGAGCAGGACAUCCUAACCUACAUGCGUCGGCUAAACCAGGAAGGGCUGUCUGUGGGUCUCGAUCCCCCAGACAAGCUGGUACGCAAACGGCGUUCGCAGAUGCCCCAGGAGUGUCCUGUCUGUCACAAGAUCAUCCAUGGGGCAGGCAAGCUACCUCGUCACAUGCGGACCCACACCGGGGAGAAGCCAUUCGCCUGUGACGUGUGUGGCGUCCGUUUUACCAGGAAUGACAAACUCAAGAUCCACAUGCGCAAACACACCGGCGAGCGCCCUUAUUCGUGUCCCCACUGCACAGCUCGCUUCCUUCACAGCUACGAUCUGAAAAACCACCUUCACUUGCACACGGGCGCCCGCCCCUAUGAGUGCUGCCUUUGCCACAAAGCCUUCGCCAAGGAGGACCAUCUCCAGCGCCACCUGAAAGGCCAGAACUGUCUGGAAGUCCGGACCAGGCGCCGGCGGAGGGGUCCCGAUCCGGAGACCGAUUCCCUGGCACCUUCUGGCAUUGCCUUGUCCUCCGCUCAAUUUGGCUUGACCAACGGGCGCGUGGAGGAGCAACACAACUACUGGCCUGCUGGGGCGGACGCCAGGUCACCUGCCCCCAAAGAGGAAGAGGAGGAGGAAGAGGAAGAAGGAGCCGUAGAGGGGGUGCAGCAGGAUGGCCCAACGGCAGCUGUCCAAACGGCGUAACGUCCUCGGAUGGCCAUCGCCGCAAAACUCGUUUGUGCACUAUCUCUAUUCAUUCGCUCGACUAGACCGUCGGUGGCGAGAUGAUAUAGCAUUCCCCGGACAUUUUCACGGAGACCAAAUGCACUAGCCCCCCCCCCCCUUCCCCACUCUCCCAAUUCCAUGCCUUAAGCAGCCUAUCAAGCCAAGGAGAGUGGGGCCAGGUGGACGGUGGGCAUCAGGGGACAAUCGGUGCAUGUUUGCUCAGGGUGUCUGAAAUAAGCAUAUAUUUGCAGGGAGGGAAGUAUAGUCAGAUUUUGCUUCCCCAGACGCUGAAAAACAAAUGGGUUGUGGGGCAGGGAGGAGCAGCACUUGGGGUGGGGGGCUAUUUGGGGUGGGGGGAAUUGCUUCUCAUUAGGAAGGAGAAAAAGAGUGAGAAUGGGGGUGAUUUCUUCUUUCCCGUCUCUGUUAAGGAUAUCAUUUUAGAAUCAGGAAGGGAGAGGAGGCACAAACGAGAUUCCUUUUCCUGUUCAGGGUGCAGAAAUUCAAUUCUAAACAAAUUGUCUUGCUCAGAGGACAGAGAAUCCACUUGGGUGACAUGUCAGGGCUCAAUUGCUGCAUUUUGGGUCCCCCCUCCCCAUUUCAGGAAGUUAAAAAGAAUAAAAUAUCCUCUCCCCCCCCCCCAGAUCAUUCCGAACGGGCUCUCUGCAGAGCAGGGGGCCUGACCUGGCCUCCUUUCUCCCGGUCCCCUCAUCCACAAACUUGCUGAAUAAGGGAGAUAGGAGUGGUAUCCUUGUGUCCCCCCCCCCCAGGCAUCUUGCAGAUGGUCCUUGACUUAUAGGAAUUCAUUUAGUGACUGUUUCAAGUUACAACAGCACUGAAAAAAAUGACUUUUUUCACACAUACAGCAUCCCUGUUGGUUCGUGUGAUCAAAAUUCAGAUGCUUGGUUCAUAUUUACGACGGUCGCAAUGUCCUGGGGGUGGUGGUGGUCACGUGAUCCCCUUUUGCGACGGUCGGACAAGUAAAAUCACAGGGAGGGACAGCUUCACUUAACAAGUCUGCUGCGAACUUAGCAACUGCAGUGAUUCACUUAACAAGAACGGUCGUAAAACGGGGGGGAAACUCCCUUAAACAUCUGUCUCGCUUAGCGACAGGCAUUUUGAUCACAAGUCGAGGACUAUCUGUAAUCCCUUAAGCUUGGGCCGGGCCUGCUGCAUCCAGUCGGGCGUGCGGACCAAGCCCAGAGAUUUCACAAUGUAUUUGGUCGGGAGAUUCCUUCCCCCAGUUUGCAAAAUGGGAUUCCUUCCAUCACAAUUUGGACCAAUCUCUGCACAGCUUUCGUUUUUUUUAAUCCCCUGGCCUGAGCUUGGCUGCCCCCUGGUGGCUGUUUUACACAGUGCAGGGGGAUGUUCUCUGCACACUCGCUCCGAUCCUUUAUACGGCUUUGCCCCCUCCCCAGAAAUGUCCUGCGAGAAACCCCCCACCUCACCCACCUUUCUGCAUCGCGCCCCACAGCUUCUUCCAAAAAACGAUUAGCACCUAAAUACGGGAGGGGGGAAAAGCUUCCCACUGUAAUCCCAUCAUCUCUCCCCCCCCCUUGCUCAAGCCUUCCCUCCCCUCCUCCUCAACCAAAGGUACCCCCCCGAGGUCGUUUGCACAAAACGGAUAAUUUUUUUAAUUGUAUUUUUUUAAAAGAAAGGAAUGACCCCCCCCUCCCCCCGAGAACUCUUCUGCAUCCUUUCCCCUUGAAUUUCCUGACUCGAUUGCACUAAGGUACGCCUUCAACGGUGAGAAGAUGUCUUUUUUUGCACACUUAUUAUUUUUUCCCCCCAUUUUUCCUGAAGACUGAGAGAUAAAAUUAGGGAGGGGUCUGCGCGCACGCUGUGAAAAACCACAGGAAGCUCCCGCCCUCCAGAAGUAUUUGUUGAGUUAAUCUGUAUUUAAAAGAGAUAAUAUAUUUUAUCCCGCUCUGUUUCCCUCCCCCUUCAAUCCCCACCUUCCCCCCCCACCCCAAUUCCAGGAAAAAGAGGAAAUAACUGAAAUUUUCCUUAGCCUUAAAAAGUGCCUUUGUGUUUAAACUUGAAUUUGCUACUUGAAACCCAAGAAGGGAGGAAGAGAGAGAGAGAGAGAGAGAGAGAGAAAGCAGGUUCCCUAUUAUUUUAUGUAACGUUUCCUGUCUUAUUUCCUCGGUUUCCCCGUUGGGAGAUUUUUUUUUUACCGUCUGUUGAGUAAAACUCACCAGUGUCCUACCUGGCAGGGCUAGCGUUAGUCAAAGGAGGGAGGGGGUAAAAAGAAGCAUAUUUACUUGGACUGUUUGGGAAAAGGGGACGGUUCCUGCUUCGGUUUUAUUUUAUUUUUUUAAAAGGAUUGUUAUUGUUGUUUGUGUGCUGGAAUUCAAGGGGAUUAUUUUUUUGUGUGUGUGUCUGUGCCGAGGGCUUGAUAAUAAAACGGACAGCAGGGAAACCUUGUGGCGCGCA
Molecule: messenger RNA, 3986 nt
Organism: Thamnophis sirtalis
Lineage: Eukaryota; Metazoa; Chordata; Lepidosauria; Squamata; Natricidae
Source: RefSeq, a predicted model, not a curated record